GGCAGCCUCUUCUUUUCGCUUUGCAUUUUGAAGGUUGUCUGUGCCAUAGCGUAGCUUUGCUUUUUCCUGUUAUCUUUUGGUUUUGGUCAAGUGAAGUCUAUACUUAUUUCCCCUGUGCAUUGAAUUCUUUAAAGGAAUAAUUUGCAUGUUUUGAUUGUUGUGCUGUCAUACGAAGGGAUGGCGGAAAAGACGCAGCGUUUAAAGGCUGCGUCUUGCAAGAACAGUCAAGCUCUCUUGGAGGAACGUCAUUUUUGCUUUCUAACGAGACCAUGACUAUCUCUCCGCUGUGUUAGCAUCUAAAUACAAAAACGUGUGUUAAAUUUUUUUUUUUUUAUUUGCAUUUAAUACUUUUUUAUUUAUUUAUUUUUUGUACCUUGGUUUUGCUGGUGAAUAAUGUGUGAAGUUAUGCAACACGUUGUUUGCUGCCAAGACUGUGUACUGCAUCGUUAAAUUUUUUCCAACUGAUGAAGCUUGUCCAACAUCUAUGCUCCGUGGCUCCUGUGUUGCCUUCUCUCAUCACGGUAUGGUUUCUCCUUCCUAAAAAGGGAGGUUGCUGAUGCGGAUUGAUUCAAUAGCAAGCGUAUACGUCAACUAAAGACAUGAGAAGAUUUGUCUACUGCAAAGUGGUCCUGGCCACAUCUUUGGUUUGGGUGCUUGUAGAUGUUUUUUUACUCCUGUACUUCAGUGAGUGUAACAAGUGUGACGACAAGAAAGACAGAUCACUGCUGCCUGCUUUGAGAGCUGUCAUAUCAAGAACACACGAGGGUCCCGGAGAGAUGGGAAAAGCUGUCAUUAUAUCAAAAGAUGACCAGGAAAAAAUGAAGGAGCUAUUUAAAAUCAACCAGUUCAACCUCAUGGCCAGUGAUAUGAUUGCCCUGAAUAGAAGUUUGCCAGAUGUGAGACUGGAAGGGUGCAAGACAAAGGUUUACCCUGAUGCCCUCCCAAAUACAAGCAUUGUCAUAGUCUUUCACAAUGAAGCCUGGAGUACUCUACUUCGAACAGUCCACAGUGUGAUAAAUAGGUCCCCAAGACAUUUACUUCUAGAGAUACUGCUAGUGGAUGAUGCAAGUGAAAGAGAUUUUCUAAUGAAAAAAUUAGAGAAAUAUGUUCGGAAUUUGGAAGUUCCGGUGAGAAUCCUCAGGAUGGAACAAAGGUCUGGACUAAUCCGUGCUAGGCUUCGAGGGGCGGCUGCUACUAAGGGCGAAGUCAUAACUUUCCUAGAUGCGCACUGUGAAUGCACUAGUGGGUGGCUAGAACCACUAAUGGCAAGAAUUAAAGAAGACAGAAGGAGAGUUGUUUGCCCUAUUAUUGAUGUAAUCAGCGAUGACACAUUUGAAUACAUGGCUGGAUCUGACAUGACUUACGGUGGCUUCAACUGGAAGCUGAAUUUUCGCUGGUAUCCUGUUCCACAGCGAGAGAUGGACAGAAGAAAAGGGGAUCGAACAUUACCUGUCAGGACCCCUACAAUGGCUGGUGGUUUAUUCUCAAUUCACAGAAAUUACUUUGAAGAAAUUGGAACUUAUGAUCCAGGAAUGGACAUUUGGGGUGGAGAAAACUUAGAAAUGUCUUUUAGGAUCUGGCAGUGUGGAGGGUCAUUGGAAAUUGUUACAUGUUCCCACGUUGGUCAUGUCUUUCGCAAAGCCACUCCUUACAGUUUUCCCGGAGGAACAGGUCAUGUCAUCAACAAGAACAACAGAAGGCUAGCUGAAGUCUGGAUGGAUGAAUUCAAAGAUUUCUUCUAUAUCAUAUCACCAGGUGUAGUCAAGGUGGAUUAUGGAGAUGUGUCGCAGCGGAAAGCCCUACGAGAAAGUCUCCAGUGUAAACCUUUUUCAUGGUAUCUGGAAACUGUUUAUCCUGACUCUCAGAUCCCAAGAAGAUAUUUCUCACUUGGUGAAAUCAGAAAUGUUGAAACCAACCAAUGCUUGGACAACAUGGGAAGAAAAGAAAAUGAAAAAGUAGGCAUAUUUAACUGCCACGGAAUGGGCGGAAAUCAGGUAUUUUCCUACACAGCUGACAAGGAAAUCCGAACAGAUGAUCUCUGUCUGGACGUUUCUAGGCUUAAUGGUCCUAUCGUCAUGCUGAAAUGCCAUCACAUGAGAGGAAAUCAGCUGUUCGAGUAUGAUGCACAGAGGCUGACGCUUCGACAUGUCAACAGUAACCAGUGUCUGGAUGAGCCAUCUGAGGAGGACAAAAUGGUGCCCACUUUGAGGGACUGCCGUGGCAGCCGAUCUCAAGAGUGGCUGCUGCGGAACAUGACCUUGAGUGCCUAAAGCCUGAAAAGACUUCUUUCAUUCUGACAGUAUCUACAGGGUUGCAUACUACUACAAUGUGUGUGGGUUUCAUUUUUUCGAUGAAAAAUGAAAAUGAAAAAUGAAAAAUAGUCAACCACCUUGACCUUCUUGGAAUCAAAGAAAGCAUUUGAGCGAUAUAGAGUAGCAGCAGUAAUCAAAUUAUUAUUAUUUUUUUCUCAAGACAUGCUUGUUCAUUCUGGCUCUAAAUCUGCAUCUGUUCACAGGAAAAAAAACCACAAUAGGUGCUGAGAAAUGUGGUACUGCGCACUGUAACAAAAAGCUCUUCUCUUAGACUUUAUUUUCCAGUAGCUUAGGUAAAGACAUUCAUUUCAGCUUGGGAGGACCACAAUACAAAAUGUAAUGCCUUAAAUAAAGUAACUUAAUAAUAAUAAUAAUUAAUGCAAGAAAUAUCUUUGACACUGACCUCAAAGAGAAUGUUCUUGCGAAACUAGUAUAUUUAUUUUAAGGGUACAGUACAAAACACUGUAUGUAGAUUAUGAUUUCAAUUGAUCUAAAAACUUAUUUAACUAAUUUACUGUUAUUUAUGACAAGUAUCUUGAGGUAAAAAAUAACUAAUAAUGAUAUAAUAGAAGCCUGCAUAUAUGUUGCAUACUGUAUGUUUUUAGAAAAGACCAAAAUAAUGGAGAAAUUGUUCAUUUGGAAAUGGAGUGUCAAUUAAUCACUGGGGGAGGGGGGGUUGAUUUAAAUAAAAAUACAGAGCAGGCAUUAUUUCCCUGUUCCAUGGUGACAUUCAUUUAAACUUUCUAGAAGUGCAAUAUAUAUACACUUAGUGUACAAAACAUUAGGAACACCUUCCUAAUAUUGAGUUGCACCCCCUUUUGCCCUCAGAACAGCCUCAAUUCGUCGGGGCAUGGACUCUACAAGGUGUUGAAAGCGUUCCACGGGGAUGCUGGCCAAUGUUGACUCCAAUGCUUCCUACAGUUGUGUCAGGUUGGCUGGUAGUGGAUCUCUACUCGGAAUAGCUCGUUCCAUCUCAUCCCACAGAUGCUCAAUUGGAUUGAGAUCUGGUGACUGGGCAGGCCACUGCAGUAAGCGAAAUUCACUGUCAUGUUCGUGGAACCAUUCCUGGACAAUCCUAGCCUUGUGGCAUGGGGCAUUAUCCUGCUGAAAAAAUCCAUUAGCAGAUGGAUACACUGCUGCCAUGAAGGGAUGCACCUGAUUGGCAAUGAUGUUCAGAUAUCCUGUGGCAUUCAAACGUUGCUCCACUUCUAUCAAGGGGCCCAAUGUGUGCCAUGAAAACACACCCCACACCAUCACACCACCACCACCAGCCUGCAAUGUUGACACUCGGCAUGAUGGAUGCAUGUACUCGUGUGGUUUUCUCCAUACCCUAGUCCUCCCAUCAGCAUGAAACAGCAGGAACCGGGAUUCAUCAGACCAGGCAAUGUUUUUCCAAUCCUCCAGUGUCCAGUGUUUUUGUUCCUUAGCCCACUGCAACCGCAGUUUCUUGUGUUUUGCUGAAAGAAGUGGGCUGAGUGGGUCGUCGGCUGCCAUACCCCAUUCGUGUCAAGGUACGACGAGUUGUGCAUUCUUUUAUGGGUCUUUCGGCACCAAUGUUGUACUGGACUGUCAGUUGACUAACUGUAGGCCGUCUGUUGCUCUGCACAAUUCGUGUCAGCCUUCUUUGGCCUCUUUCAUCAAUGAGCCGUUUUUGACCACUGGCAUGCCGUUGGCUGGAUGUCCUUUGGGUGGUGGACCAUCCUUGAUACACACGGGAAACUGUUGAGCAUGAAAAACCCAGCAGCGUUGCAGUUCUUGACACACUCAAACCGGCGUGCCUGGCACCUACUACCAUACCCAGUUCAAAGGCACUUAAAUCUUUUGUCUUGCCCAUUUACCCUCUGAAUGGCACACAUACAGUACACAAUCCAUGUCUCAAUUGUGUCAAGGCUUAAAAAUCCUUCUUUAACCUGUCUCCCCUUCAUCUACACUGAUUGAAGUGGAUUUAACAGGUUACAUCAAUAAGGGAUCAUAGCUUUCACCUGGAUUCACCUCGUCAGUCUAUUUCAUGGAAAGAGUGAGUGUUCCUAAUGUUUUGUACACUCAGUGUACAUAUCUGUUUUAAAUUAAGGGCUUAUCAGAUGCUACUUUUUUGCCAUUUUUCUUAACACAGUAGUGUGUAUAUGGCAGUUCUUCCUUUGUUCCUGAUGUUUGAUUGAUUACACUUAGAACAAGAAAAUGCAGUGAGUCGGUAUUAGGUUUCUCUGUAUUUGAUUGAAUCCCCAGAGCACUACCUAUAUGUUUUAGUGACAGAUAAAUACAUCAUCAAUUGCAUCACAAAAUUCUUAUCUUUUCUGUGAAGCUUUGUCAGCUUCUUUAUCAUUUGAAUGUUUAAUAGUAUGCAUAUCACUAGUUUACUUGUUUGAAUGAUUUUGUAUAAUUAGAUUUCAGGGACUAUACUUUUUACUGUUCCUUGUUUAGUUUCCAGGAAUCUGAGGAAGAUGCUUUACUUGCAAAAGUAAAUGUUGGUUUUGCUCAUGCCCUGGGCAAGUGCUGGCAAACGAUAACAUCAGUUUACUGAAAAUAAAACAAAACAAAACAAAAAAACUUCCAUUCUGUAUGUGUGCUGCAAUCCCCAGAACACAGAAGAAAUCAGUUGAGAAGCAUUGUAAUGCUUAUGUAUUUUAUUUGCUGUAAUAUAAUUUCAGAAAAUAUAAUUGAUUUGACUAAGUCCCUGGUUCUAGAAAGUAGUUUUGAAGUAAACUACUGAAUGUGAAUAUUUUCUGAAGCAGUGUUUAAAAAUUGAAUGUAUUGUAUUUCCACAGAACAGCAUACCUGUAACCAGAAGGCUGCUGUUUUAUUACAUUUAUAAAAUUAGUGUUGCUUUUUGUUAACAUUUAUAGUCUGACCUGCCGUAAAAUGUAAAACCUGUGCUGGUUUGUGCUUCUCAUAGGAGGGGCAUUUGUUGUCUGUUUUACUGCUUGUUUCUUUAUAUCUUGGUAUCCCCGAAUAUUUAAUUAUCUGCUCUUCAAAUAUAUGCAAAUUAUUGUAAUUAUCAAGACAGCCCUCAAGUGCAGCGGGUACUCUAAAUGUUAUACAUUUACAACCAUUAAAAUAUAUAUAUAUAUAUAUAUAUAUAUAUUACAAAUGGUACAUUUUUCUUAAAAAUAUUUCCCAACAUAAAACCAAUGUCACCUUACAAUAACUGAUUUUGAGUUUCAGUGUUUUAAAAUAAAAUAUCAAACAGAACGAAAUUUUAAUGUACCAUUUGUAAUUCAGUAAUAUGAGAGAAUUGGUCAGGGGUCUGAAUACUUUUGCAAGGCACUGUAUAUAUAUCUUUUAUAUAGCACCUUUCAUAGUGGACCACCAUCACAAAGCGCUUUACAGAGGUAGGCUGUGAACUGUGCAUUAUAUGCAGAGUCACUUACAAUAGAACAUUGAUUUAACAUCUCAUCUGCAGGAUGGAGCACAAGGAGGUUAAGUGACUUGCUCAGGGUCACACAGUGAGUCAGUCAGUGGCAGAGGUGGGAUUUGAGCCAGUGACCUUCUGCUUACAAGCCCUGGACCUUAACCACUGGACCACACUACCUCCUUUAACCGUAAGCCUUGUCUGGGAUUUUAUAUAGAGUACCUGCCCAGUGCCCAAUGAAAGUCUCUAGCUCAGCCCAGUACCACAAAAUAGCACCAGCAUUUGUUUGGUAGGCCAGGGUGUUUGUUGCCUGUAAUGCUGCAAAACAUGAAAUGUGGUGAGAUGCAUAGUUUAGCACCCUGAUAGUACAUGCCCCCAUUCAAACCCAUUUUAAUAUUUACUGGUUUCAUCCACAGUAAUUAAUACAUUUAACUAGUGUUUACUGAGCUGACUUUAAUAUCAAUUUUCUUAACAAAAAAAAUCAAUGCAUUGCAAAUAGAAGCCAUUAUUCAAACUCUGCAAUUAAUGUAUGCACAAAAGAAUAUAUUUUUAAAAUAAAUCUUAUCAGAAAAAGCAGUAUGCAAGCCCAGCAGCAAAAUGUUGUGAUUUAGCUGUACAAUGUUGACUUGCAUUGUACUUUUAAAUAUUAAUUACACUGUUCAUUUUUAAUGCCUGAUAAGAAUUUUGUUUUCUUAAUUUACAAAAAUAGUUCAGAAUAGUUUCUUCAGUAAAAAAAACACAAAAAACCCCCAAAAAACUGUCAUGUCUACAGUAUUAUGAGUAAUAUAACCAGUCAGUACAAUUGACUUUAAUACAGUUAAUUUCUGCAUGUAUUUUACCUUCAAGGUUUUUUGUUCUGUUGGAGUGUGAUACCAGUGAAAAGGGUUAUAAUGUUGGGUAUUUUAAAUGACCCUUCAUGCUGCUAUUCUUUGUAGUUUGAUUUAGUGUUUGUUUUCCCUUUUUUCUUUCAUCAUUUGGUUUUGAACUUUCGGUUUGCUUUCCAGCACUUGCAGGUGCAAAAGAACUGUGUCAGUGAACAGAAAACAAAAUACCAUUGUUGGUAAAAAGAAAAUAAAGCAGAGCGCCUGUGUGGCGUUUCAACCAAAA
This is a messenger RNA of Acipenser ruthenus (sterlet), 6768 nucleotides long. RefSeq names its product polypeptide N-acetylgalactosaminyltransferase 13-like. The coding region runs from base 600 to 2270 and encodes 556 amino acids. The transcript is spliced from 12 exons. Gene Ontology annotation, cellular component: Golgi apparatus. The record is from RefSeq and is a predicted model, not a curated record. NCBI's taxonomy places the organism in Eukaryota, Metazoa, Chordata, Actinopteri, Acipenseriformes, Acipenseridae.